AUGAAUAAGAAUUUCAUUUUAAUUUUAUUACUUAGCACUUUAUUCUUCUCUGCAGUUUUCUCAUUAUCAGUUAGAGUAAGAAAGACCGAUGACGGUACUUAUGAUGAUGGCAAUUUAGGAACAAAGUCAGCCCAAGAUUUACAUCAUACAUCGACCACUCGUAAACAUACCUCUUCGGAUUCAGUUUCUGGCACUGGUAUCACUGGAACUGGUGUCACUGGUUCAGGUUCAGCUACAGCUUCAUCUGGUGAUGGUUGUCCCACAAGUGGAUACAGCUCUGGUUCCGACUCUACUUCUUCCUCAGAUGGUGGCCAUGGUGAAACAAUGGGAAGCUGGAAAUCAAACCAUGUCAACCGUUGCGCAGAUACUAGUGGUGGUAGCAGUGGUAGUGGAGGUAGUGGUAGUAGUGGUAGUGGAGGUAGUGGUAGUAGUGGUAGUGGAGGUAGUGGUAGUGGAAGUUCGUCAGAUGGUGGUCAUGGUGAAACAAUGGGAAGUUGGAAAUCAAUGCACAUUCCACGUCCCAAUUAA
Heterostelium album PN500 is the source of this 528-nucleotide messenger RNA. RefSeq lists its product as uncharacterized. The transcript has a single exon. Bases 1 to 528 code for a protein of 175 amino acids. The record is from RefSeq and is a predicted model, not a curated record. NCBI's taxonomy places the organism in Eukaryota, Evosea, Eumycetozoa, Acytosteliales, Acytosteliaceae.